AUGGCUGUCAACGCUCCGAUAUCUUCUCCGGCGGCUCACCCGCGAACACAAUUUUUCUCCAACCCCGUUCUCCCUCGCUUUCGCCGCUCCUUCUCCGCCGUGAAAUCACCACCAGCUUUCUCAGUCGUCUCUAUGGCUCCCCAGAAGAAGGUGAACAAAUAUGAUCCAAAGUGGAAGAAGCAAUGGUACGGAGCCGGACUGUUCGUGGAAGGGAGCGAGGAGAUAAACGUCGACGUUUUCAAGAAGCUGGAGAAGCGGAAAGUGCUGAGCAACGUUGAGAAAUCAGGUCUGCUCUCGAAAGCAGAGAGCUUGGGACUCACGCUGUCGUCACUCGAGAAGCUCAAAGUAUUCUCCAAAGCAGAGGACCUCGGUCUCCUCAGCCUCCUUGAGAACUUAGCCGGUACAUCGCCUGCGGUCUUGGCUUCGGCUGCAUUACCGGCUCUGACGGCUGCGAUUGUAGCCAUUGUGGUGAUCCCGGAUGACUCGACUACGUUGGUGGUUGCUCAGACGGUUUUGGCCGGUGCUCUUGCUCUUGGCGGCGUUGUUUUGUUGGUUGGUUCUGUUGUUUUGGAUGGACUUCAAGAAGCUGACUGA
Messenger RNA from Microthlaspi erraticum, 594 nucleotides. The record is from the annotation of a GenBank genome assembly. NCBI's taxonomy places the organism in Eukaryota, Viridiplantae, Streptophyta, Magnoliopsida, Brassicales, Brassicaceae.